CUCUGUGAAGCGGGCGGUGCCGUUUUUCUACAUCCGCUGUGUCCGAACCUUCCCCGAGCGGCGGACGAAGAAUGGAGAGAGGCGCUAACAGUCGCUAGCGCCGAACACCAGCAACAAGAAGAGGCGCAGAAAAUUUCACAUGAAGCCCCGGUGUCCGUCCGCGUCUGACGUGACUCACAUCCGAGCUGUGCCCUGCUCUCCUGGAUCUACUGCCCUGGAAGGUCUUCACCUUCUUUCCGUGGCAAAUGUUGGGGCCUGUCGAAGAUUAAAGGUGACAGGGUGUGGAUUAACUGCUCUAGCUUCUGGCCUAUGAGAGUGACUGCGCCAGCCAGGUGCCACCAGUAACCAGGACUGUGGCUGCAGUGGUGGGCCCGGCCCAGGAGGCCGUUUUGAACAUCGCUCCAGGCUYGUGCUGCACACACCAUGGACCCGCAAAGAGAGAAAUAUGGUGAGCGGCCAACAAGAAGCGGCAAAGUUUCCCAGGGAAGCCGAAGUGGACACUCGUCCCGACCGUCUGGCUCCUCGAGCACCUCUGGGGUCCUCAUGGUGGGACCGAAUUUUCGUGUGGGGAAGAAGAUUGGUUGUGGAAACUUUGGUGAAUUGAAGCUGGGUAAGAAUCUCUACACAAACGAGUAUGUAGCUAUUAAACUGGAACCAGUGAAGUCGAGGGCCCCACAGCUACAUUUGGAAUACCGGUUCUACAAAAGCCUCGGAACCACAGCAGAGGGAGUGCCUCAGGUGUAUUACUUUGGGCCAUGUGGGAAAUACAACGCCAUGGUCAUGGAGCUGCUAGGCCCAAGUCUAGAAGACCUCUUUGAUCUUUGUGCCAGGACCUUUUCAUUAAAGACGACCCUGAUGAUAGCAAUCCAGCUGAUUUCAAGAAUGGAGUAUGUGCACUCAAAAAAUCUCAUCUAUCGGGAUGUCAAGCCUGAAAACUUUCUCAUCGGACGGCAAGGAAAUAACAAGGAGCACAUCAUCCACAUCAUUGACUUUGGCCUGGCCAAAGAGUACAUAGACCCUGAGACCAAAAAACACAUUCCGUACCGGGAGCACAAGAGCCUGACUGGUACUGCCAGAUACAUGUCCAUUAAUACACACUUAGGCAAAGAGCAAAGUCGACGAGAUGACCUAGAGGCCUUAGGGCACAUGUUCAUGUAUUUCCUUCGUGGGACUCUACCUUGGCAAGGACUAAAGGCUGACACUUUGAAAGAAAGAUACCAGAAGAUUGGAGACACAAAACGAAACACUCCCAUUGAGGUCCUCUGCGAGGACGUUCCAGAGGAAAUGGCUACCUAUUUGCGGUAUGUGAGACGGUUAGACUUUUUUGAAAAGCCUGACUAUGAAUACCUGAGGACUCUGUUUACUGAGCUCUUUGAGAGGAAAGGAUACACCUUUGACUACACUUACGACUGGGUUGGGAAGCCUAUACCCACACCAGUGGGGUCUGUUCAUAUAGAUUCUGGUGCUUCUGGUGUCACAAGAGACAGCCAUCCUGCUCGGGACAGACCGGCACAGCACCAACCAAUAAGAAAUCAGACAGCAGUCUCAGAUCGACGAGGAGCAUGGGAGGUGCAGCCCACACGGCAGGCAAACUCGUCCUAUCUGACCUCCCACCUGGCAGCGGACAGGCACGGGGGCUCAGUGCAGGUGGUCAGUUCAACAAACGGGGAGCUGAAUGCAGACGAUCCUCUGGCUCAUUCCAACGCUCCGAUAACAACUCAGGCAGAGGUGGAAGUGGUCGACGAGGCCAACUGCGUGAAAAUGCUCAACCUGUGGUGCUGCUGUUUCUUCAGGCGAAAACGAAAGAAGAACACGCCGAGGCACAAUUGAUGACCCCGCCCCCCUCGCUCCUGCACCAGACUGAGAAGUUCCUCACGUUGGGCUCAGUCGACUGUGGUUUCAGAAAUCAAGACGGCCUCUUUCAGAGGUACAGAGGGGGUCUCAGCUGAAAGAUCUGGACUGAGUUGUUCUCUGGGACCAGGAGAAAAGGCUUUGAGUUGGAAAAGACUCGUGUCAUUUUGACGGGCGUCCUUUGAAUUUUAUUUUCUCCUCCUCCGCUGAAUUCUGUGAGGACGUUUUACCCGUCAGUCAACCAAACUAGGAGCCGUCUUGAAAAAGUUUGGCUGAGGAAAGUUUUUUUCUUCUCCACAACCAGAACUUUUUUUCCUCAUCUUUUUUUUUUUUUGUUCCAGUGUCUCCUCUAGGAAGUGACAGAUCUUCCCGUGGAGUCUUGCCCACCUUCAACCUGUUCAGUGCCGUUUUUUUUUUUGUUGUUGUUGUUGUUUAUUUGUUCUUUACUCACUUCCCUCCUCGUGGAUCUCACAUCCCGUCUCGUUGCCUGUUGACGUGCCGACUCGUUUAGACACGACGCCUCUCUGGGUCGUUCCUGACGCAGGGCUGAAUGUAAACCUGACCACGUGAGAAGGCGAGGCGUGGACCCGCCCUCUGCUCACACACAGACCACCCGUCUGCCCCCCUGCACUUUUUUUUUUGUUUGUUUGUUUUGUUGUUGUUUUUCUCCCUCGCAGAGGUCAACGGCGGCGCUGUGAUUUGAGCCUUUGAUCCGGGCCGACCGGCGGCGUCUCCCACACUGUGCUCCUGGAGGAUUAUUUCUGCUUCAUCACAGCCCGACCUGUAACCAUGAAACACACUACGUUCUCUUUUUACUCUCCUGUACUUCUGCUCCUGUUGUCUUUGUGAAAAUGAGCAGCAUUCUGACACUUGUAGACGGGGCUGGGAAACAAACAAACAAAAACAAAAAAAAAGAUAUUUAUGCUAUUUAUCACUUGGUUGCCACUAGUUUUCUUACUAAUUCUUAAUUUUACACAYUGAAUGUAUGAACAGAAAAAUAAAUUGCUUUGGAGCAUUUUAGAAUAUGUGCAUGGGAAGGAAGUUAAAAUUGACUAUUUGAAAAAGACGAGACCAAAACGAAGUGGGUUUAUAAACGAUUAGGAUGGUCUUAAAUGUCUAAAUGUCCUUCAUCUUAAUAAGUGGACUUUUUGGACACGUCUGUCCAACGCCUUAACCCUGCUCAACCAACGAAUGACCACUGCAUUUUGUCCCCAGGACAACACGUUUAGCAGCCCAGUUGUGUGUGGAGUGUGUGCGUGUUUGUAUGUAUUUUGGGGGGUGGGGGGGUCAUAAAAUAAUCCAAAGUCCAGACUGUUUGCAGCAUCCCUCCCCAAACAUAUUUACACGUACCCCACAAGAAGCCAAAUGACAGGUGUGUGUAGCUGUUUGAGAUGUCCCCCUCCUCCUACAUGUGAAUACACCCCCCACCCCCACAAGAGUUUUUCUAACGAGCAGAAGCAUCAGUGUGUGUGUGUGUGUGUGGGGGGGGGGGGUCUGCCUUCAAACAAAACCCCUUCAUCUGGAGCCUGCUUUCUGUGUUAAUGUGAAUGUGAUGCAAAGGUCCCCCCCACGUUCCAAUUAGCCAUGUUUUUGUUGUUGUUAUUUUGGGGUGGGGAAGAGAGGGUAAACAAAAAAAGCUUGAUCAUUACUGCACUACAUUUGUUCACCCCAGCUGUCCCUAAUGAGACCCUGCCUUCUUAAAACUGGACUUUAAUGUGCUUUUGACUUUAUUUUAUGUUGCCUCGUGUUCCAGGCCGUCCCUGUAGAGAGCAGGGAGCACGCUUCAUCUUCACCUGCUGUUUGUGUGGUUGCUUUGGUGCCAUUAUCCACUCCAUCCCUUUUACCUCCACACACACACACACACAGAUUUGGUGUUUUGUGGACCUUCAUUAGAAUGUCUUAUACGUGCAGUGAGUCAGUAUAUAAAACUGCUUCUUGUGUGUAUUUACACUGUAUAGCCUUUUGACUUGUUGUUUUCCUCCCUGCCCUCAACAUGUUGGUUUCUUUGAGGCCUAAGUUAUUGUGUUAUCAAAAGUACUUGAAUUGAAAAUCUAUAGGAUCUUUUGUUUUGUGUGUUGUUCUGUUCAGAGUAAUUCCACAGUUUUGAGGGGAAUGAUGGGUUGACAGGCUGUUUGAAUGACAGAUGUUCAUUUUAGCCACUUCUAGUGCAGCAGGUGGAAAUGACCAAACCAGGGUGGAGUUGUCCCAGAGCUGCAGGUCGAUGUUUGUUUGAGUCGUCUUGAAGACUUCUAAUCAAACACGGAGCAUCAGGGUCAGCCGGACACAUGGAUAUCAAGAUGAAAUAGCCUUUGAUGCCCCCCCGCCCCAUCCCCCCAUCCCAGUGCCAUUUCUAAGACUACUGCUAAGCCCAUGCCUUUUACCCGUGCCAGGAAACUCUCGAGAUGAAUGUUGCAUGUUUUUGUGUUUUUCUCCACUCCACCUGGUGUCCUGGACACGUCGGGUCUGGUUUUGUUCAGCACGGCUCAGUGCCGUACCAGGCAGUGUUGCAGAUCGUCACUGAAAGUGUUUAAAGAGCUCUUCCUGUUUGUCUCCUGCUUUUACCAGUCAGAACCCUCCCCCCACAGAGAGAACAACCAUCUCUUCUGGAGCGAGCUUGUUGGGUUUGUGGCGACUCGUCUCGUUCUGUAGCUUCUGGCUGAGCUGGUCUAUAUAGAUAGAUCUAUUACUCUGACGUAUUUACUUUUAAGUGUGAGCGUCACAGAGUGGUAUAGGAGCACUCUGGCCCAUGUGUAUCUGCAUGUCUUACCUGGAGAGGGCAAGUGGUCCCUCAGGCUGUUGGAUCAGUGGGACCAUGUGACUUCACUCCUCAUUUAAAGUCUUUUAGCCACACAUUUCAUUCCACUUCAUUUCAGUCAGGUGUGUGUGUGUGUGUGUGUGUGUGUGUGUGUGUGUGUGUGUGUCAGCUGUGUAAAGCAAAGGACCGCUGAAGUGUGACUGAACAGCUUUUUUUAAAAGUCUUUUUGGGUUCUCUGGCACUUUUUCCCCUUGUUGCUGUACUGUAGAAUUGUUUGAUUUACUGUAUAUUUUUCUUUGAGGGAGAGGUGUAGGGUGAUAAUAUUACUGCAAUAUUGUGAUGAUUAUUUGAACUGUAAAUUGUACAGAGUUCACAGUUGUGGUCUUUGUUGGGAAUUUCUAUAAAAGAAGUAUUCUCAGAUUUUUUUUGUUUGUUUGUUUGUUUGUUUUCUCCGACUGUGGAAAUCAAAUUGUACAGCUCCAAGAAUCUAUCCUCCCCUCUGCAUUUUUUAGAGCUCUGAUUUAAGAGAAAUCCUUAAACUGUAAAUAAAUGUUGUUGUGUUGAAAUAUGAAUGUCACUUCAACAUUGUAUUUGAAUGAUGAGUUAGUCAAGGGCUUCAAGAAUGAAGGACCCACUUUUUUUUCUUUUGUUUUUAUGGUUUCAUAGUUUUAAUUUGCAGGAAGAUAAAAAAAAUCCUUUUUAUCUGAGAUGACUGUUCUUUUUUUUUCAUGGAUUUAUAUAAUACAGUGUCUCCCACAUGAACCUGACACAAAUCAAUUUUUAUUCCCUCCACACCAAAAGGGAAAAGUCAAAUUUGCACCCUUUUUAUGUAAAAUAAAAGAUCUCUCCACCUUU
Messenger RNA from Austrofundulus limnaeus, 5461 nucleotides. It is a transcript of the gene csnk1g1, whose product is annotated as casein kinase 1, gamma 1. Gene Ontology annotation, biological process: protein phosphorylation. NCBI's taxonomy places the organism in Eukaryota, Metazoa, Chordata, Actinopteri, Cyprinodontiformes, Rivulidae. Gene Ontology annotation, molecular function: ATP binding; protein serine/threonine kinase activity. The coding region runs from base 424 to 1830 and encodes 468 amino acids. The record is from RefSeq and is a predicted model, not a curated record. The transcript has 14 exons.